CGGUUGGAGGCGCAACUGUAAGGCGUGUUGGCUCCUUGCGCACACGAAUGAGAAGAGGGCUCCUUUCUAUUCCCUAUUCAUCUUGACCCUAAACCACGCUCGAAUUCCAGCGUCCGAGUUCUAGUGGCUGCAGACUCGGCCGAGAUUUCUGAAAGAGAAUCGAUGUUCACUUGCUACCGAAGCACAUACCAGUAGCUCGCUCCUUCCACCUUCAAUUUUCAUCCCGACAUUCUCGCCCAGCAAAACCAGCCACGCUGGACAUCAUGUCACUGUCAACUCUACCACCCGAACUUCUCACCCACAUCAUCAACCAAGUCGAUGCCAAAGAUCUUUCCAAUCUACGACUUGUUUCCAAAAACCUGCAGAUCGUUUCGACCCCAACUUUUGGAGAACGAUGUCUCCACAAUCUAGCAUUUAUGUUUUCCGAGUACAGUCUCCAACAUCUGGUACAAAUGACGGAGAGUGGAUUGGGGAGAUAUGUCAAGAAGAUCAUGUUCGGAACGCAUGUGUUGAAGAUCAAGACCGAAGAAGAAUUGGCUUGGGAGAAAUGGGAGAUGCAAGAGGAUGAGGAAGAUGAGAUGACGGAAGGAGAGCUUGAAGAGCUGGAUCGUGAGAUGGCCGGAAUGAGUGCAGAUGAAGACGGUGAUGAGGAGAAUGGAGGAGACAGAUUUGGACAUCUGGAGGAAGCAUCAUUUCGAGCCGGACACGACUUUCACACCAGCAUUGCCCAAGGGACCACGGGACUGGACAACAAUAAUGCACAUGUCAGAUCUGAAGACCCAGAGACAGUGAUCUCAAACAACUCCAGAUCCAGACAGGACUCGUAUGAACACGACACCAUGCCUCGACUCACGACUACCUUUCAGCAAAAAGCCAUUACCAUGACAAGAUUCCUAGACUCCGGCAGACACAUCCAACUCAUGACUCAAGCAUUCACGAACCUCAAAAAUCACGGCGUAGAGACCACUCUAGGCUUCUUCGAUGACGCCGUUCUCGUCGACAAAACUGGCAAAGAGUUGUGGUGUUUGGGCCGAAAAUGUCACGGCUUCGAUCAAUUCUACAGCGGACGACUAAACAACAAGACAGAACCAUCAUCAUCGUCAAUGAGUCCAGAUUUCCGAAGACUGAUGCCAGACCUGGUAUUCACAAGCUUGCUCAAAGCUACGGAAGCCGCCGGCUACACAGUGAAAAAUCUACAACUGGAUCUGGUAGAAGGAAAAUCAUGGCCAUUGUCCGAGCAAGGAGGUGUGCAAAUCCCACUAGAACGCUGGCUAUUCGAACCUUGUCAUCAAAAAACAACUCCUGAUGGUAUUUCCAUACUCACACCAGGACUGGAAUGGAAAGUCAACGCAGUGCUGGAGGAAAGCAUUCUAGCACAUUUGCACAUUUCAACUUCUGCCCGCAGUCUCAGAUUCUCCUCUGUCGAUCUCGCGGCCAAUGCAGAAGAACUGCACGCCAAAAGGCAGAAAGCAUAUUUCAGUAAUCUGUAUGAUUAUGGAAUGUAUGCCAUAUCCCUGGGCGAUCACGCUUUCGUCGAAAUCUCCCUGACAUCCUGCUCCAUGGAUAUAGUAGAUAUGAUGGACUUUCUACGCAGCCAACAUAAAAGUCUGCGUUCGCUGACUCUAGCACAAGUGGAUUUGGAUUUUGACGACAAUGCUUUGGAGCAAGAGCACACACCACUAGCAUUCCUAGGAUUGAUGAGGAAUGGUUUACAACUGGAGUAUCUAAUGAUUGAUGAGAUAAGGAGCGCCGAGCACAAAUUCAGAUUCAUCGGUGGAAGAGGAAAUAUCUGGACUUCCAAAAAGGAGAUUCAAGAUGGGUUGGAAGCGGAUAUGUAUAGGGAAGAGACUGGCAAAUAUUCCGUGGACACCGAAUACCUGAAGCAUCAACCCUCGAUGGUCGGACUGGCUGUCGUCGAUGAAGUCGGUAUUGGUGCAAAACGUCUGGGAGAAGAUGGUGAUGAGGACGAUGAUCGCAACUUAUCGGCGUCCGAGGUUUCACAAAACAUGAUACAUGAAUAUCAGAUGCCACCGUAGCUUGAAAAUCAGCGAGCUACAAAGGAGCCCCCAACUGUUUGUUUACACGUUCCAACGUCUCAACUAAACCAUCUGUGAUGGAUCGUGUCAAGUGAUCUACUGGAAGAGGUUUUUCUCAUGUCAGAAAAGCAGUGUCAAGCGAGCGAAGCAAAACUCGCCCUGAGGCAGGAGCACCCGGGGGUUGCGAUAUCGAUUUGUUGGGCCUGACCCUGGAACAAUAU
Messenger RNA from Aureobasidium pullulans EXF-150, 2257 nucleotides. RefSeq lists its product as uncharacterized. Gene Ontology annotation, molecular function: protein binding. Bases 264 to 2036 code for a protein of 590 amino acids. The record is from RefSeq and is a predicted model, not a curated record. Lineage: Eukaryota; Fungi; Ascomycota; Dothideomycetes; Dothideales; Saccotheciaceae. The transcript has a single exon.